UCAGACCCUUUCUGCAUCACCAAAACAGCCCAACAGUCCAAUAUGCCCUCUUCAAGGUGCGACGGUGUCGUGGGCACCAGGCUCUCCAACAAGUAACCGAAGCUCUCCAAACGCAUCUAGUUUUACCAGCAAUGGAGGGCACGAACAACACCACGGCCUGGCCUCAAUUUGACAACUCUUCCAACAAAACCGUGAGACCCGAAGACGAAGAAGUGAAGCUGAGUUAUCAAGUGAUCACAUCCUUCUUGCUUGGCGCGCUCAUCCUGUGCGCAAUAUUUGGGAACGCGUGUGUGGUUGCAGCCAUAGCUUUGGAACGGUCUCUGCAGAAUGUGGCCAACUACCUGAUCGGUUCACUGGCUGUUACUGACCUGAUGGUGUCGGUGCUGGUGCUGCCCAUGGCGGCGCUUUACCAGGUCUUAAACCGGUGGACUCUCGGGGAGGUUCCGUGCGACAUCUUCAUCUCCCUGGAUGUGUUGUGCUGCACCUCGUCCAUCCUGCACCUGUGCGCCAUCGCUCUGGACAGAUACUGGGCAAUAACCGAACCCAUAGAUUACAUGAAGAAGAGGACACCGAGAAGAGCUGCGGUUCUAAUUAGUGUCACUUGGCUCGUCGGGUUCUCCAUCUCAGUGCCGCCUAUGCUGAUCAUGCGCUCUCGACCCAGCAGCAUGGCAGAGGACAGGGCGAACCCUAAAGAGUGUAAAAUCAGGCAAGACCCUUGGUACACGAUAUACUCCACAUUCGGGGCUUUUUACAUCCCACUGACAUUGAUGUUGGUUUUAUACGGGCGGAUAUUCAAAGCUGCCAGGUUUCGGAUCAGGAGGACGGUGCGUAAAAACGAGAAAAAGAAAGUGUCUGACUCUUGCUUGGCUUUAUCCCCCACUCUGUUCCAUAAAAAGGCUCCCGGAGACGUGCAAAGCAAGAGUUGGAAAAGGACCGUUGAGCCCCGGCCGCUGCCGAGUGUCAAUGGUGCGGUGAAACACACGGAGGACGGGGAGUCUCUGGAGAUCAUCGAAGUUCACAGCAACUCUAAAGGCAAUCUGCCACUGCCCCACACCCCGAGCUCCGUGCCACUGUUCGAGAGCAGGCACGAGAAAGCAACCGAGGCGAAGCGGAAGAUCGCGCUGGCACGGGAGCGCAAAACGGUGAAGACUCUAGGCAUCAUCAUGGGCACCUUCAUCCUCUGCUGGCUUCCCUUCUUCAUCGUCGCCCUGGUCAUGCCUUUUUGCCAGGAGUCGUGCUACAUGCCCCGCUGGCUGGCGGAUGUUAUAAACUGGCUGGGCUACUCCAACUCUUUACUCAACCCCAUCAUCUACGCAUACUUCAACAAAGACUUUCAGAGCGCUUUCAAGAAAAUAAUCAAGUGUCAUUUCUGCAGACCAUGAUGGGCUCGGUUUUUUUGGUGUCAGAAGGCUAUAGACUCCCCGGAUCUUUGAGUUUUGACCCUAAGAGAUCAGAGAAGCAUCUCUAAAAGCCACCAAGCAUUAAAAGUGGCAUAAACAGGUUUUUGUG
Monopterus albus (swamp eel) is the source of this 1509-nucleotide messenger RNA. RefSeq names its product 5-hydroxytryptamine (serotonin) receptor 1A b (gene htr1ab). Gene Ontology annotation, molecular function: G protein-coupled serotonin receptor activity. The transcript has a single exon. Gene Ontology annotation, cellular component: plasma membrane. The record is from RefSeq and is a predicted model, not a curated record. NCBI's taxonomy places the organism in Eukaryota, Metazoa, Chordata, Actinopteri, Synbranchiformes, Synbranchidae. Bases 132 to 1382 code for a protein of 416 amino acids. Gene Ontology annotation, biological process: positive regulation of MAPK cascade; regulation of hormone secretion; adenylate cyclase-activating adrenergic receptor signaling pathway.